Messenger RNA from Parnassius apollo (apollo), 1242 nucleotides. NCBI's taxonomy places the organism in Eukaryota, Metazoa, Arthropoda, Insecta, Lepidoptera, Papilionidae. The record is from the annotation of a GenBank genome assembly.
AUGGCAAACAAAGAUUACAUUUUUGACAUAACAAAGCUGCGUUUCGAAGGAGAUUUUAGCUCUCAAGUGCAUCAAUUGCUGCAGUUCAUAAGGCUGACACGAGCAGAGGUGGAACAUCUACAGUUACUAUUUGAUCACUUGCACGAUGCACUGCAAUCCGUCUGGCCAGGUUGUCAAGUUCACGCAUUUGGCUCAAUCGUCACCGGCCUUGGUAUAAAAUCUAGUGAUGUGGAUUGUUUCAUUCGCUUGCCGAUAUGGUUACAGAAUCCUGGCGACACUUACGUAGCGAAAGCUAAAGCUGCUCUCAUGAAACACCCCAAUAUAUUCAGAGAGUUGUUUGCCAUAAAGAAUGCUAAAGUCCCAAUUGUUAAGUUUUAUCAUGUCCCUACUCAAAGACACUGUGACAUUAGUUUCAAAAGCCCAGCCGGAGUUGAAAACAGUAAACUACUAGCAUUUUUACUGAAUUUGGACAACAGAGUGUUACCUCUCGCUAUUUUAAUCAAGUAUUGGGCAAAAGUGCACAAACUGACUGGAACAAACCUCAUGCCCAACUACGCCUUAACUUUAUUAAUAAUAUUCUAUCUUCAGCAUAAAGGCAUCCUGCCAUCGGUAUUGCUUCUGCAAAGAAAUGCAGAAUAUAUAGUGGACAAUUGGAAUGUUGCCUUCGAAGAAGUCAGGCACGUAAGCGGAAACAACGAGUCACUGUAUGAAUUGCUGGGUGGCUUUUUUAAAUACUACAGGGACUUUAAAUACGAUGUGUUUCUUAUCUGUCCGUUUUUAGGACGUCCUAUCAAAAGAGAGUUGUUUGCAAAAGGUGGGAAUGUCCCUCCGGAGUUUGAAUUAUACAAAACGAAUUUAAAAGGACGUAAUUGUCUUCCAUUACGGUCGAAUAGUAUAGUAUGCAUACAGGAUCCAUUUGACCAUAGCAGAAAUUGUUCUAUAGCCUUGUACCCAAGGUUGGUGAAUAAGAUUAUGUCAUGUAUUUCAAAAUCUGCUGAUAUAUAUGAGAAUGAGAAAAGUGAGAUAUUCCUAUGGGGAAUAUUGUCUAUAGCUAUAGAAGAAAGUCCUGUAGUUAGCAAAAAGAGACAUGUUCCAAAUGGCGUGGCUAAGUUUAAACAUAACCGUAACAGUAAGAAAGCAGCUCAAACUUUCCAUAAAGCGUUUAUUAAAUAUAAAGAAAAAGAGAGAGAAAAAAUGAAAAGAAAUUUAAGUAAUUUUAGUCAUAACGUUAGGAAACAUUAA